UUAUGCAUUGAAUUUAUUUAUUUAUUUUUUAAAUUUCCUUUUUCGGUCAUCCUCGUGACUGUGCUGCUCGCAGGCAUGAAGACCCCAUUUGGAAAGGGAGCUGCAGGGCAGCGAUCCAGGACAGGCACAGGAGAUGCUAGUGUAUCUGUAACCAUGAUGAAAAAGAAGGCUGCACACAAGAAACAUCGGAGCAGACUCACGUCCCAGGCUCGGAGAAAUAUCGUGGGCUGCAGAAUUCAACACGGAUGGAAAGAUGGAGAUGAACCUCUAACACAGUGGAAGGGAACCGUACUGGAUCAGGUACCUGUAAAUCCCUCUCUGUAUCUUAUCAAAUAUGAUGGAUUUGACUGUGUUUAUGGAUUGGAACUUCACAGAGAUGAAAGAGUGUCAUCACUUGAAGUCCUUCCCAAUAGAGUUGCAUCAUCUAGAAUCAGUGACACACACUUAGCAGAAAUCAUGAUUGGCAAAGCAGUGGAACAUAUUUUUGAGACAGAAGAAGGUUCCAAAAAUGAAUGGAGAGGGAUGGUCUUAGCUCAGGCACCUAUCAUGAGCACAUGGUUUUACAUCACCUACGAAAAAGAUCCUGUGUUAUAUAUGUAUCAGCUCUUAGAUGACUAUAAAGAUGGUGAUCUCCGCAUCCUUCAAGAUCCCAAUGAUUCUCCUCCAGCAGAGAGGGAACCAGGAGAAGUUGUAGACAGCCUAGUAGGCAAACAGGUGGAAUAUGCCAAAGAGGAUGGCUCCAAGAGAACGGGCAUGGUCAUCCAUCAGGUAGAAGCAAAACCCUCCGUGUACUUCAUCAAAUUUGAUGAUGACUUCCAUAUCUAUGUCUACGAUUUGGUAAAAACAUCUUAGAGGUCAUGUUGAAAUUUGUUAAGUAUAUUUGUAAAGUCUGUACACACAAAAUGCUUUCAUGCUUGACAGUUUGUAAAAACCAUCUCCUUUUUUGCACAUUUUUUCUGAUAGUUUUGGAAGAAACUUUUUGCCGUUCUCUUCAGCCUUUUCACUAGUUCUUCUCCACAGGACAAUGAUUUCACUGAGUAGUAUGAAGAGUAAGAUGUAGCAUCCACUGGCCCAUACUUUGCUCUUGGGAGAAGGUAGUAAGUUGAAGGUAGCUAAACACCUCUCACCUCUUUUUGAUACUAGGAUCCUCUACACUCCGAGUUGUGAAGCUUCCUGAGAUAGCCCAUGUGAUGCACUAAGUGUGUUAGCAAUCUCAAAUCUCACCCAUAGAUGGCUUCACAAGUCUUAAUUUAGAAAGGAGUACAAAGCUCCUUUUGGUCACGUGUCCAAGUUGCAUUUUCAGUUCUAACUUACUAGGAUGAUCACUUUGCAUGUUAAUACAUAAACACAGAUUGAAUAACUUUACAUUAUUGAUGAGGACCAAAUUCCAAAUGGAAAAUUCAGGUGGAGAUGAAUUUUGGUGAUCAGAGGCAUUAAGAGCUGUCUUGUCUAUAUCAGUUUUGGAUGACAGUUGUAAAUAUACAAUGGAUCUUAACAAGUUUGGGCUGUACAGGCACGCUUCACCACAAGUUGGGUCUGCUAGCCGUAAGUUACAUUAAGCUAGCCCCACCUAGGAUAUUCAUUCAUGGAGCAAAGGAAGACUGAGUUUUAAUAAGGGGUGUCAGGGGUGUCCAGGUACUCAAAAUAAAAGAGCAGAAAUCUGGAAUCUGAAUGAUACAGAUUUCUUUCCUAGUCCAAGAAUGAUUUUUUUCAAAUUUUUAGAUUAGGUUUUAGCUUUGGUUCUUAGGAAACAUCAGUCACAACAUAGGAGGUGAGCAGGGUAUUUACCCAAACCAGGAAAGACUGAAGAAAAAUAGGUUUUGAUUCUUUGCAAAGAUGGAAAGUCUCAUCUAUCAUGCUUUCCCAGCAGAACUGUGGAGUACAAAUAGGGCUAGAUCAUCUGUAGACCUAAUGAUGUUUUAAGUGCUGGCAGUGGUAGAUAGAAAUCUAAUGUAGUUUUGUUUUCCAAUUCUAUUACUUGGCUCAUCCUAAGAAACUCAUGAGCAAAUAAGAGUGAACCCUACUGCAAAUUACAAUAAACAAUGGAAGGAACCUUCAUUAUCGGUGGGGUUCUGACAUAAUCUCCAUAAGCAGUAGAAAGGUAAUAAGACCUGGAAACUGCACAUUUGGGGCUAGUACAAUCAGUUGUUUAGGACAUAUCUUCCAAAUUAGUUUAAGUUCACAGGUCAUGGAAUCCAGACUGCCAGCACAGACAGCUUGGCAACAUGCUGAGGAGGAAACCAAGAAGAUAUUCUCUUUUCCCACUUUUUUUUUUCUGUCUACUUUUCUUAUUUUUGGUGCCAGUAAGUCUCAGCUGUGAAAUUUGAUUCACAGCAGCAGUAUGGGUCUGAUUUGCCCUUAGUCCUGGGGGCAUACAUUUGGUUGGGCUAACUGUUCUCAUGGUUGGGGGUUAGUGUGGUUUUUUUUUUUUCACUUUGAUGGGAGGUUCGAUACCUUGAUAAUUUGAUGUCCUGUGGACCCCUUGGACUCUGAAAAAUGUAUGAUAUGCCAUUGUGGGGUUAGAUUAAUUCAGCUCCUUAGGUCUUGAAGGAACGACAGCCAACCAAGAGGAUGACAGCCCAGGCUGCAGCUGCUGAAGGAUCCCCACUCAUGUCUAUCCAGACAUCUUUGUGAGAUAUAUAUGGCUGAAAUGAGAAAAACAAGAAAUUGAGAAAGGCAGAAUUUUGGACAUUAAUUCCUUUGGACUUCAAUAGAAAUUUAAUUUGGAGCAUUCAUUUAAUAGUUGGGGAGGGUGUCAUAGAGUUGAAAUUAAUACAUUUUCAUUGCAUUGUUGACAUUGUAUUAUCUGCACUAUUUGAAUGUUGUUUUCAGAGGCCAUUUUAUAAUUUUGAUAAGCUAUGUUAGGUAGUAUGGUUUGGACAUAAUUGUAAAUUGGAAAUAAAAUAGUGAGUGAAAUUUUAGCUGCAGGUAUAGUGUAGCUUCAGAGUUAAUUUAAUUUCUGUCCUGUUGUGACUCACUUCAGAGACUCUCAAUGGCCAGAUUUGAACUGGUCAGCAAUUUACACAGGGGGGACCAUAGCUUUCCUAAGAAUAAAUACACAGCGAGUCUCCUUGGAAGGGGCAGCCCACCACAGCCCUGUUAUUGACCAGAGUCUUAAAUGUUAACUGCUGUGAUUUCAGGGGACAAAGUGUCCAACAAUGUGUUGUGGUCUGUCCUCUACCUUAAUGCAUGUUCCUGACUGAAGGAAGCAAAAGAAUUCACCUCUCAAAAGUAUUCGUUAAAAAAGUUGCUACCCGUGUCCCAUUAAUAUUAUUUUGGUACUUUGUGGAGGGGGCGGGUAGUAAACUUAAUGAGAUUGAGAAAAGGAUUAUAUUAGCUAGGGAACCUAGCCACUUCUUGGCCCUUCGUCUCAUUGCUCACAGUGCUGUGGGAAAGACUUGAGUCUUGCACUACAUAGCUGAGCGAACCUUUGCUACUUUCUGCUUGAGAAAGAGAAUGCAGAAGUCUUUAGAUGUGGGUCAAAAGUUCGCUUUAGCUUCAGGUGCACGCUUUACUCUCCAAUUUAGCCCUAUCAACAACAAAGCCAAUACCUGUCGUUUAAUUAUUGUUAAUAUAUAAAUUGGGUUUUAGAAAAACAACACAAGCUUUUGGUGAAAGUCAGACAGUACAAAAAGAUACACAGUAAAGGCUAAGUCUCUUUCUUUAUUCCCGCCCCUGGCCUCCUUCCCCUAGUCCUACUUCCCAAAGGUAACCACUGCUACCAUGACUUAUGUAUCCUUCAGAGCUAUUCCUUGUAUUUGCAAGCGUAUUGUGUGUGAGUAUGUGUGUGUAACAAUCUUUUUUAAACACAAGUGGUGGCAUACUAUACAUGCUGUUCUGAAAUUUGCUUUUUUUUUCACUUACUAUAUUAAAGUUGAUAUUU
Ochotona curzoniae (black-lipped pika) is the source of this 3883-nucleotide messenger RNA. It is a transcript of the gene SPIN3, whose product is annotated as spindlin family member 3. Gene Ontology annotation, cellular component: cytosol; nucleoplasm. The record is from RefSeq and is a predicted model, not a curated record. Lineage: Eukaryota; Metazoa; Chordata; Mammalia; Lagomorpha; Ochotonidae. Bases 76 to 852 code for a protein of 258 amino acids. Gene Ontology annotation, biological process: gamete generation; regulation of DNA-templated transcription. The transcript has a single exon.